Messenger RNA from Rosa chinensis, 2874 nucleotides. RefSeq names its product cyclic nucleotide-gated ion channel 1. The transcript is spliced from 7 exons. NCBI's taxonomy places the organism in Eukaryota, Viridiplantae, Streptophyta, Magnoliopsida, Rosales, Rosaceae. Bases 1004 to 2737 code for a protein of 577 amino acids. The record is from RefSeq and is a predicted model, not a curated record.
AGUGAAACAUUGAAACGGCUAUGGUCCACUGGUGAACAAGAUCGGCCCAAACGGCAAAUCUCGAAACAUUUUUUUUUUUCCCGAGAGGUUUGGUUAUUUAUUUUAAAGAUCUUCUUUUCAUACUUUUUGUAGUUAGUUUAGAUAAACGAUAGUAAAUGAUGGCUUCAUCUGCUCUUAACUAAGACCAAAGCCAACUAUUUUCUGUUUUUGGGAAAAUCUGACCAAAACCAUGUCGUCUUAUUCUUAUCUUCCAACCUUGAGAGAAUUCUGCAUUCCUCAAUUGUAACCCAUGAGAGAUGAACUUCAAAAACUUCAGAGGACCGGUUUGGAUCUAUUUUAUUUUUUGUUUAAAUCGAGAAAAUUUGGGUUUUGUGGAUCUUGAAAAUUGGAAGUAUUGGUAUCUUCUGGAUUAUAUUAAUUAAUUGAGAGGAUUUUGUUUAUACUACGUCUCGAUCAGAAUGGGUUUGUUUUUUGAUUGAUUCUCAUUGGACCCUUAUUUGGUUGCUGGGGAGGAAAAACAUGAAAUUGAAUGUCCUGGGAAUGGACGUGGAGAUUAUUUCUGGGCUAGUUGAGAUGAAUUGUUUAUGCAUGAAACUUUGAGUUCAUCUGUACCAGAGUUCUCUCACUUGGACUUCACUUUGAGGGAUCUAGAAGUGAGGAAGCUGUUAUCCAUUUUGAGAAAAAGAAAAAAGAAAAUGGGACAGAUGUCGAUUUGUUAGUGGCUGUGGUCAGCCUACCCUGACCAGGGUUGGUCAGCGAAGUUCCUUCCGCAAAUAAAGCACAGGCUUAAGUCAACUUGUAGGAAGUGGGAAUCUCGAGGUCGUUAUAGUCAAUACUGCAAAGACUUUGAAGUUUGAACAGUAGCUCCGUAGACUAUAGUAGCCACCACGAGCUCCAAAGACUAUUGCAAAACCAGUCAUUUGAUUCCGCAGAGGCUCUUGCCCCGGUGCACUCGUCAGAUUUUACUUGCACCGUACGUAUUGUACAUCUAGGAGUUGCGACAAUGGAGGUUCAAAUUUCACGGAUACAGAGUGGUGAUUUAGAAGAAAAUGCUCCCGGAAGUGUAUCUUCAGGGGAAUCUUUGACGGCAGGGUACUUCAAUAGAGUUUUGGGACCUAGAUCUUUUGAAAGGGUAAUGAGUACCAAAGGAGUAAAAUCUCAUUGUGGAGUAUUGGUUGACAAGCUAAAGCUAAUCAGGAAGAAUAGAAUACUUUUUUGGUCUCUUAGCGCGCUCUUACUGGAUCCGCUUUUCUGUUAUAUCCUUGUCAUGAGUGAUGAGAAGAAGUGCAUUAGAUUGGACAGAAUAUUGGGGAUUAUAGCUACUGUUUUGCGAUCCCUCAGUGACCUCUACUACAUAUUUCAUAUCAUCAAUCAUUUCGAUGCUACAUUUGUUACUCGUUCAGUUGCAGUGGACAUACUUGUAGUUCUUCCACUUCCGCAGGUGCUAGUUUUUGCUGUAGUUCCCAAUCUAAAUGACUCCAGAAUCUACAGUGCUGCAAAGUCCUUGAACUUUUUAUUUAUAAUUCAGUAUGUGCUGAGGGUUCUUCGAACCUGCUCCUUGUUAACACUCAUUAUAAGGGCUUCUGGCAUCCUUGCUGAAUCUGCAUGGGCUAAUCUCUCUUUCUUUAUGCUGGCGAGUCAUGUCCUUGGAGCCUUUUGGUAUUUGUUUUCUAUAGAAAGGAAAGCAACUUGCUGGCUGGAAGCAUGUAAACGUCUCGGUGUUAAUUGUUCUUUGUACUGUGAUGACACCUUAAGAUCUAUCACACUUCUGAAUGAUUCUUGCUCUACAAAUUCUACACUUUUUGAUUUUGGAAUAUACUCUGAUGCCGUUGAAUCUGGAGUUGUUGAUUCAACUCAUUUUUUACAAAGGAUUUCUUACGGCUUUUGGUGGGGACUGCAAAAUCUCAGUUCUCUUGGUCAAAGCCUCAAAACAAGUAUCCAUAUCUGGGAAAUUUGUUUUGCAGUUUCUGUUUCAAUAUGUGGGUUGGUACUAUUUGCAUUUCUUAUUGGUAACAUGCAGACAUAUUUGCUAGCAAAAGUUGCAAGAUCAGAGGAUAUGAGAGCCAAGCAACAAGAAAUAGCAGUGUGGAUGUCUUUCCAUUCACUUCCGCGGAAUCUUAAAACUCGAAUUUGGCAGUCCCUGAAAUACAAGCUCAAGGAAAACACGGGAAUUGAUGUGGAAACUUUUCUUCACCUUCUUCCUCGUGAACUCAGUAAGGAUAUAAAGCGACAUAUUUGCUAUAAUCCACUCAGAGAAGUGUCUUUACUUCGAAAUAAGAAUGAGGAACUGUUGGACGCAAUCUGUGAACAUCUGAAGCCAGUGCUUUACAAAAAGAAUAGCAUCAUCUUUCAAGAGGGAGAGCCACUGGCUGAGAUGCUGUUUAUCACCCGUGGCAAGAUAGUGACUUACACCACCUCGGCCAUGGUAAGAUUUCUUGGAAAUGGUGACUGCUAUGGUGAAGAACUUCUCGAUUGGAUGCUGUGUUCUUACAGUGAAGAGAAUUUGAGUUCUACCAACAUAUACAACUUUCCCUUGUCAAGCAAAACUGUCAAAGCUCAAACUGAAGUUGAAGUCUUUGUUCUAAGGGUCCAUCAGUUAAAGCUUAUAGUGAAGAAAUUCUGGUUCUGUUUUAGUAAGGGGACAAGGCCACUGUCACUGUCUUGGGCUGCACGUACUUUGCAAGCAGCAUGGCGCCGCCACAGAAGGAGCCAACUGUUGAAGGAUGUUGUAUUCUAGUGCGCCUCUUCAAACUAGGGUUUAGUUCUAGAGUUAUAACAGAAGAAGGUUCUAGAUUUCCUAAUUGUAUUCAGAUUCUAUUACCUUGUAUGUACUAUGUAAAUCCCUAUAUAAAAGGCUCCUUGAUAAUUAGAACA